Molecule: messenger RNA, 2385 nt
Organism: Blepharisma stoltei
Lineage: Eukaryota; Ciliophora; Heterotrichea; Heterotrichida; Blepharismidae
Source: the annotation of a GenBank genome assembly
AUGUCAAGAUUGAGAGGACUCAAAAAAAUCGCUGAUUUGAGGAGUCCUCACGAAUGAUUCCCACUCGCUCGAAUUUCGCCACGAAAAAUUAACUACCACAUUGGUCCUACCAAUAGUGGUAAGACAUAUUCUGCAUUAGAGCAUCUUAAAAAGGCAAAAACAGGGAUUUAUUGUUCCCCUCUUCGCCUUUUGGCUUCAGAAAUUUUUGAAAAAUUAAAUUCUUCAGGAAUUAAGUGUUCACUUAUUACAGGGGAAGAGAAAACUAUAAUUCCAGGAGCUACACACAUGUCUUGUACAAUGGAGUCAAUCAAUUUAGAUGAAAGCUAUGACUGUGCAUUAAUUGAUGAAAUUCAAAUGAUAGGAGACCAAGAUAGGGGCUCUUCAUGAACAAAUGCACUACUUGGGCUCUGGAGUCCUGAAAUUCAUUUAACUGGUGACAAAAGGCCGCUUAGACUUAUAAAGAAUUUAGCUAAAAUCACUGGGGAUGAACUACAAACUUUUGAGUAUAAUAGGCUUAGCCAUCUAGAAGUGUGCGAGCCAGUGACUUCGAUUAAGGAUUUAAAAGAAGGAGACUGCAUUAUAGCAUUUUCUAGGAAAACUUGCCAUAAAUUGAAGAAAAUCAUUGAAAGGAAAGAUCCUGGAUCCUGCGCUAUUAUAUAUGGAAACUUACCUAUAGAAACAAGGAAAGAGCAGGCUAGGAAAUUCAAUGAAGAAAAAUCUGUGAAAUAUUUAAUAUCGACAGAUGCAGUUGGUAUGGGAUUGAAUUACAAUAUUUCAAGGGUAAUUUUUUUUGAUAUAAAGAAGAAUGAUGGAAGUGGAAUUAGAAAACUAAGGCCUUGACUCCCCCCCUUUAAAUUGGAACAAAAAAUUUUGUUCCAAUUUAAAGGAGGGUUAAGAAAAUUUUUUUUACAAAAAAAAUCAAUAUAAAAUUUUUAAAAAAAAAAAAAUAUAUAAAAAUUAAAAAAAAAAAUUUCAAAAAUUUAUCGAAUUAGAUUAAUAAAUUUGUUUAAUAAAUUGCUAUAGUGACUUAGGAUGAAGAGCACGGGGUUUUUUUGGCUUGCCGUCAAGCCAAAAAGCCCCCGUGCUCUUCAUCCUAAGAAACAAUAUUUACUCUUUAUCCUUUAAAACAAAGCAAGAUAUUACUAAAUUUUAUUAUUAGUUAAUACGCCACUAUUAAUUGGUAUCAAAACUAUUUCCACAAAAAUUAUUAUUUUUUAUUAAUAAAAAAAUAAAAAAAAAUAUUUUUCGAAAAUUUAUCGAUCAAAAUGCUAAUUUUUGUUUAAAUAAAUGUUAUUUUAUACUCUAUUCUUUUUAAAAUAAAGCAAGAAAUAAGUAAAUUUUCAUUGUUUGUAAAGAAUUCGCAUUAAAUUUAUAUCAAAAUUAUUUAAAUAAAAAUAUCAUUUUUAUUCAAAAAAAAUAAAAAAAUUUUAAAAAGUUUAGCAAUUAAGGAUAAUAAAUUUAUUUAAAUAAGUUUUUUUAUACUCUUUCUUUAAACAAGAGCAAGAUAUAACUAAAUUUUUAAUUUUAGUUAAGAAGAAACAUUUAGCUUAUAUCAAAACUUUUUAUAUAAAAAUUAUAAUUUUUAUAUAUAGUUAGUGACACUAACUAUAUAAAAAUUUUUUAAUAUAAAAUUAAAUUUUGUUCCAAUUUAAAGGGGGGUUUAUUUACCAAAAAAGUGGAAAUUUUACCUAUAUUUUGUUCCAAUUUAAAUGGGGGGAGUGAGAAGUAAAACAAAUAUCAGGAAGAGCUGGAAGAUUUGAAAAGAAUGGCCUUGUUACAGCUUGGUCUCUAGAAGAUGCAAAAUUUAUUAGUCAAUCUUUAAUAGAAACACAGCUAUCUAUUGAAAGAGAAACAGUUAAUAGAGCAGGACUUUUCCCUAUUUAUAGCCAAAUUUCUGAAUAUGCUGAACAACUCACACAAAACAGCAAGGAUAUUGUAUAUCAUAAGGUUUUGCAAAGCUUCGAAAAAUCUGCUUUUAUUGAAAAAUUUUAUUUUUUUCAAAGCAUCGAUGAAGUAUGUUAUAAUUCUGAACUAUUAUGGCAUUUGCAUUUGGAUUUUGAAGAUCAGUAUGUAUUCUCUCAUUCUCCUCUUAGAUUAACCUCAAAAUACCUUACAAGAUCACUAGGAGAAAUGGCAAAAAAUUUAAAAAGAAAAGGCGAAGUAAAGCUUAUAAUGGAAUUUGAUAAUACAUGAAGUCUAGAUCACUUAGAAAACUUGCAUGCUUUAUUUGAGCUUUACAUUUGGUUAUCGAAAAAUUACGAGCCUCAAGUUUUUCCUAACUAUAAUGAUGUGUGCUACCAGAAAAAAAUUAUAGCGGAACUGAUAGAAAAAAAGCUUGAUGAGCUCCCAUAUGAAGAUGCUGAUGAAAUCAGAAAAGCAAGAUAA